GGCCAAUUCUCACUAUCAUUUCUGGUCCCUCAUUUCCGGUCCUUCCUAUUUUACCUUCCCCGGAAAAAAAAAAAGUCGGCGGUGCGGUCACUUAGAGCCUUCAGUUCCCUUCGGGGUUUGCCUUCCCUGAGGUCGGGGAGCUCCUGGGCUGUAGCUCCGCGGCCCGAGGGCGGCGCCCUCACUUGACCAUGGACGGCCUUAGCAAGAUUUCGCCAAGCUCAACUGGAAGAGGGAAAAAUGAAGGAACGAAGACCCUUCCUUGCCUCGGAAUGUACUGAGCUGCCCAAAGCUGAGAAGUGGAGACGACAGAUUAUUGGAGAGAUCUCUAAAAAAGUGGCUCAAAUUCAGAAUGCUGGUUUAGGUGAAUUCCGAAUUCGUGACCUGAAUGAUGAAAUUAACAAGCUUCUAAGAGAGAAAGGACACUGGGAGAUCCGGAUAAAGGAGCUGGGUGGUCCUGAUUAUGGAAAAGUUGGCCCUAAAAUGCUGGAUCAUGAAGGGAAAGAAGUCCCAGGAAAUCGAGGUUAUAAAUACUUUGGAGCAGCAAAAGAUUUGCCUGGUGUUAGAGAGCUUUUUGAAAAAGAACCUCUUCCUCCUCCAAGAAAGACUCGUGCUGAGCUCAUGAAGGCGAUCGAUUUUGAAUACUAUGGUUACCUAGAUGAAGAUGAUGGUGUUAUUGUGCCUUUGGAACAGGAAUAUGAAAAGAAACUCAGAGCUGAAUUAGUGGAAAAAUGGAAAGCAGAGAGAGAGGCCCGGCUUGCAAGAGGAGAAAAGGAAGAGGAGGAGGAAGAAGAGGAAGAGAUCAACAUCUAUGCUGUCACAGAGGAGGAGUCUGAUGAGGAAGGCAGCCAGGAAAAAGGAGGGGAAGACGGGCAGCAGAAGUUCAUUGCUCAUGUUCCUGUGCCGUCACAGCAAGAGAUUGAGGAGGCACUUGUGCGAAGGAAGAAGAUGGAACUCCUCCAGAAGUAUGCAAGUGAGACCCUGCAGGCCCAGAGUGAAGAGGCCAGAAGACUCCUGGGAUAUUAGGGCCAAGUGAGAGCUAUCCUUAGGGUCUGGAAAUCGCCUGGGAGUCCUUCACCCCCAGCUCACACUUGUCUUAACCCAGAGAGCUCUGUUGUCUUGGGACUUCAGACUGGCAGGCUAGUGCUGUGAGGCUUCCUGCUAUUUCUUACUGUUUAUUCUCCUCUUACCUUUCCUUACCUCAUCUGCUGAUCUCAGAAGAGGAGUCUGCCCCAUCCCUCCCUGACAGACUAUCUACAUGCUAAACACUUCAGCCAUCACCUUUGUACAAAUGUUUUGCUACUGUAUCAACCCACUUAUUUUUAUCUUCAGUGUGCAACACAGGCUGCUAACUGGCUGUCUGUAAGUGUUUUAUUUAGCCUUCUACUGUCAUUUGGUAGGAGGAGGAUCAAUUAGU
Rhinolophus ferrumequinum (greater horseshoe bat) is the source of this 1414-nucleotide messenger RNA. RefSeq names its product ISY1 splicing factor homolog (gene ISY1). Bases 238 to 1023 code for a protein of 261 amino acids. Gene Ontology annotation, biological process: generation of catalytic spliceosome for second transesterification step; mRNA 3'-splice site recognition. The record is from RefSeq and is a predicted model, not a curated record. The transcript is spliced from 10 exons. Gene Ontology annotation, cellular component: post-mRNA release spliceosomal complex; Prp19 complex; catalytic step 2 spliceosome. Lineage: Eukaryota; Metazoa; Chordata; Mammalia; Chiroptera; Rhinolophidae.